Molecule: messenger RNA, 1218 nt
Organism: Pantherophis guttatus
Lineage: Eukaryota; Metazoa; Chordata; Lepidosauria; Squamata; Colubridae
Product: putative lysosomal acid lipase/cholesteryl ester hydrolase
Biological process (GO): lipid metabolic process
Molecular function (GO): hydrolase activity, acting on ester bonds
Source: RefSeq, a predicted model, not a curated record
AUGUGGGUGUUUCUGGCAUUGGCAUGCUUAAUCCAGCAGACUACAAAUUCAGAAUAUUCUUUCAAUAGAAGACAUUUGAAUCCUGAAGGAUUCAUGACGAUUCCUAAAAUCAUCCAAUAUUGGGGGUAUCCCAGUGAAGAGUAUCAAGUUCUGACUGAUGAUGGCUAUUAUCUUCAGUUAAAUAGAAUUCCUUGUGGAAAACACUGUCCCCAGCAUGAAGGGCCCAGACCAAUUGUUUUAUUGACACAUGGCUUUAUGUGGGAAGGGAGAUGUUGGAUCGCAAAUCUUCCUAGCAACAGCCUGGGAUUUUUCCUAGCAGAUGCUGGCUAUGAUGUCUGGAUAAUAAAUUUUAGAGGGACCACUUGGUCUAGAAGACACAAGGAGUUUUCCAUUGAGCAGCAAGAAUUCUGGAAUUUCAGUUUUCAUGAAAUGGCAAUUUAUGAUAUACCAGCAACAAUAAAUUUCAUUCUACAGAAAACAAAACAAGACUCUUUAUAUUAUGUUGGCCAUUCCCAAGGAGCAGGAAUAGGUUUUGUGGCUUUUGCGAGCCUGCCCUGCCUCACUGAUAGAGUGAAGCUCUUUAUAAGCCUUACACCUACUUACUCCUUGAAAGGUAUUACUGGGACGCUUGGUGUACUUGGAAGAAUUCCAGACAGAGUCAAAGAACUUAUAUGGGGCACUAAAGAAUUUUCCAUUUUAAGUGAAAGAGUAAAAAUCAGCAUGAUCCAUGCAUGCAGCUAUCCAGGGAUUGACCGACUGUGCCUAAACAACAUUUUCCUUGCAGGAGGGUUUAACAAGAAAAAUCUAAAUGUAAGUCGGGCAGAUGUAUUUGCUGGGAUCUUUCCUGAUUUUACAUCAGUAAAAAACUUGAAACAUUGGAGUCAGAUUAUACGUUCUGGGGAAUUUAAAUAUUAUGACUAUGGUCGUAAGAACAGGGAAGUAUACAACACGACAACACCUCCCUUUUAUAAAAUAGAAGACGUUCAUGUGCCAGUAGCCAUGUGGAGUGGAGGAAAAGAUAUUGCUACAAAAAGAAGAAAUAUUGAAUCAUUGAUGACUCGAAUCACUUAUUUAGUUUUCUAUACAGAUAUUCCUGACUGGCAACAUUUUGAUCCUAUCUUGGGUUUGGAUGCCCCACAACGCUGUUAUCCCGAUAUUCUUGAAUUGAUGCAGAAACACAAGCAUUAAUAUCAGUGUUGGAAUCUCUGGAGAAAACAA